AUGAUCUUUCGCAGGACAUUUUGGUGCCAGACCCUUUUGAGACUGCUUUGGGAGGGAAAUCUUUCGCGACGGCAUCAUUGCAAGGCUUACUAUGAACAGUCCGCGUUGGUGCGUCUUUUGGUGGAGGCAGGCGAGCUUGAGCCAAGGCCACAGGGACCACAGGGACCACAGGGACGGUUGCAACACGCCGCCGACCCCGUGGACCCCGUGUCCCGGCUCUGCAUUUUCCCCCUACGCAGCCUGCAAACGAAUCGCCUUCGGGAGGUACAAUUCGAUGGUCCGGAGAAGACGUUUAUUUUCCAUCCGCUCUUUGCCUCGGAGAACUUUGCCGAGGACAAGGCCGAAGCUUUGCAGCGUGUGAAAGCUACGGCAGACGAGAGAGGAAAAUCACUGGCUGGCUGA
Messenger RNA from Cladocopium goreaui, 402 nucleotides. The record is from the annotation of a GenBank genome assembly. NCBI's taxonomy places the organism in Eukaryota, Dinophyceae, Suessiales, Symbiodiniaceae.